AUGUUCGUCUCCAAGGAAGGAAGGAAGUUGAAAGCCCAUGGGGGUAAUGUUCAGGACUCUUUGAUUGAGGUAAAUGACUUAGUUCGUGGUCCGAUCUCCAAGGACUUGGUGGUGGUCUCCGCGUAUCGUCCGAACAAGCAAGGCCUCGGUGGAUCUACAGUGUGGGCACAACACAGGCUUCACUUUCAUGCAGUGAAUCGAAAAAAUAAUCCAAGGAAAGCCUUUGUGGACGAUCUUUGCAAACAGAUCACCAAAUGGCGUGAUGAAGGAUGUGAGGUGGUUUUGGGUAUAGAUGCAAAUGAGGAUGUCACUGUCAACGCACCCCAGUCUAUCCGCCACCGCUUCCAGGCCUGCGGUCUUGAGGAGGCGAUCCUAAAACACCAUCCACCACAAGUGACCCACCAGCGCAACCAAUGGAACAUUCCAAUUGAUGGUAUCUUCACCACUUUGGGCGUACCAAUCCUUGCGGGUGGGUACUAUGCCUUUGACGAAUUCUUUGAUUGUGAUCAUUGCGGAUUGUGGAUUGACAUUGAUCUUUCCGCCUCCUUGGGCAACUUCCAACCUCAGAAAUCCAACUUCACGCCACGGAAGUUGUCCCUCCAAGACUCUCGGUCUGUAAGCAAAUAUCUUCAAUUGGUUCACAAAGGUUAUGCCAAGUACUCCAUCCCAGAGAGAUUGAAUAAGCUGAAUCAGCGUAUUGACCACCUGGGACACCAGAUGACCCCUUCCUUGGUGCGCAAAUACAACUGUUUACACAGACAAAUGUAUACAGUGAGGCGCCAGGCGGAAGAGAAGUGCCGGGCCUUAGCUCCAGGUAAAGUUCCCUGGUCACCAAAAAUGCAGGGAUUCUGGGAUUGUAUGAGCCUGUGGAAGCUUCUGUUGAAAGGCAAGAAGGGUUGCCGUGUGAGUUCGCGCAAAGUUCGCCGGUUGAUGAAGAAGACAGGGUUGCCACAAGCUUGGAGGAAGUCAGCUGUUGAUCUGGAGGACUGCCUGAAGCAAGAGCGCUCCUUGUACAAGCAGGCCAAACACACCUACGCAGCUCAAUGGAGGAAAGACUUCUUGACAGUCCAAACCAAGGACGCAAAGAAGCAUCAGUGGAAG
This is a messenger RNA of Cylindrotheca closterium, 1101 nucleotides long. NCBI's taxonomy places the organism in Eukaryota, Bacillariophyta, Bacillariophyceae, Bacillariales, Bacillariaceae. The record is from the annotation of a GenBank genome assembly.